Messenger RNA from Haemonchus placei, 3810 nucleotides. The record is from the annotation of a GenBank genome assembly. NCBI's taxonomy places the organism in Eukaryota, Metazoa, Nematoda, Chromadorea, Rhabditida, Trichostrongylidae.
AUGGAUGCGGAUAUCAGCAAUGGGUCUUCUGAUUCUGCAGGAAGUGGUACCGCUCUUCUUUCACGUAAAGGUCUUUUUGGCAAAUCUGGAGUCUUGAAUGAAAAUUUGGAUUCUUCCGUUGCUAUCAAUCAAGAUACACAGAAGUUAGAGGAAAAGAAAUCCGAUCCUAAUAACGAUGAACAAAAUACAUCGACGCUCGAGUUUAUUACUCACGAACACGUCUCUGAGGGAAAUACUAGCAAAGAAGAAGAGCCUUCACCUGAAAAUGAACAUACUACUACAGAAGAACCAACAGAAUGUCUGGAACCGAAAACGGAACCUAAUCCCUCACCUCCACCUUCCGUGGAAUCUGUUUCUAUGACUGACACACUAGACAAGGAUCACCCCCAUGAUCCAUCCCAUAACGAAGAUGAAAAUGAAGAUCAUAAAGAAACAGAAGAAAAUGAAAGUAAGGGUGACAGGGAAAUGGAAGAUGAGAACCAGGACGAUAGAGAAAACGAAGAGAACGAAAGUAAGGACGACAGAGAAAAGGAAGAAAACGAAAGCGAAGACAGCAGAGGAAAGGAAGAAAGCGAAAAUAAAGGCGACGAAGAAAAAGAGGAAAGUGAAGAAGGCAGUCAAGCAAAUGAACAAGUUCCUGCUGGAGACCAUAGCACUACUUAUGACAUCGAUGACGAGCAAGAAGCUAAUGAGGAGGCCUCUGAUCAAGUUCACGGUCCUGGCGAAAGUAAGGACGAUGAGCAAAAGGCUGCUGAACAAAAGCCACUCACCCCUGAGCCCUGCCAUGAAGAAGUGGCAGAGCCAGAAGUAGAAGAGGAAAUAUGUGUGAAGAAAAUAAUUUCGAUGGACACGGAUGACGUUGAGGAUCAAACGGAAAAAGUCACUGCUACUGUAACUGAUGAUAGCGUGGAGCCCACUGAUAAUGUUAUGGAGGUUGAGGAAGAAGCGACCAACGAAGGCGCCGAGGAAAUAAAAGAGGAAGUCGAGGAACUUCACGACGAAAGUGAGGAAAAGAUGGUGCAAGAGGGAGAGCCGGUCUCUGAGAACCGCGAUGUUGAGAUGAGCGAGCAAUUGGAUGAUGACGUUACAGAGGUUGUUCAACCGUCGUCUGAGAGCGAAGCAGUGAUCGCGGAAGAAACCGGUGAAGGGAAUGAGAAAGUUGAUGAUGAAUCAUCUUCUCGGGAUGUUACUUUGAAAGACGAAACUUCCAAAGAUGAGGCAAAAGAAGCAGAAGAUGACGAAGAGAAGGAGGCCACUCCGCCUAAGCGACGCAGUAGUUCACGGCGAAGCGUUGCUGCUGCUGUUCAAGUCGAGCCAAAGGUAUCAACGCCGCGGACCAAAGCUACUCCUGCCAGUGCUACAAGAAUGUCUUCAAGAAAACGUCAGGAUGAUGAGGAAAAGGCAGACGAUGAGGAGAGACCUGUUGCUUCUGGAAAAGCAAAAAAGCUGGAUACGGAUGCUAAGAAAAAAGUAGAAAACGUGGAGGAAUCGGUUACACCUCGACAAACUCGUCGUCGUUCAAAUGUUGAGGAAACAAAAAAAACUCCUGCUGCAACUCCAUCGAAAGGCAAAAAGAACUCAAAGAAAGAUGCCACAGAAGCGGAAGAUGAAAAUGUUGAUGAAGAGGAGCAGAAAAAGUCGCAAUCUAAGCAAGACGAAGACGAGAAUCGUGGUGCAAAGAGUUCACCGCGAAGGAGGUCAUCAAGGGUGCAGACAAAAGUGGAAGAGACUCCUAAGCUCAGCCCCGCACGUCGUGGUCGCACAAAGAAUGAAAGCAAUAGUUCAACAACCGAAAAAGAGGCAAAGAGUGAAGGCAAUGCGGACGUUGAAACACCCAGGAAAUUGCGCAAAUCAGCAGCAACUCCGGCCACACCACAAACUUCCAAGAAGUCCGCGAAAACUCCGAAGUCUGUUAAGAAAGAAGAUAAUGCAGGCCAUGAUCCCUACGACAUCGAUACUGAGAUGGAAAGACAUCCUGAGCCGCUGAAGAAUAUCCAGAUGGAGGUACAGUCAUUCGGUGAGGUUAAGUAUGCGAAGGUUGGUUCUGGAAAGUAUGAGCGGACGGAGAAGACGGCUGAACUACGGGUUGUCAAUCUUGCGGAAAUGACACCACGUACAAAGCAGCGGAAAUCUCUAGCAGAUUUGACUCCUGGCCGGAAGAAGGCUAUCUCGACGAUAUCAGGAAGCAAUACUGCACCACAACCUUCACGUCGUUCUCGAAAGUCAAGUAAAAGGGAAGCCGAUACUGACAACGAGGAAAAUAAGGACGAGGCUAUGGAAGUGGACACUAGUGCUAAUGAGAAGAGCACUCCGAAACGAAAUGCGAAUGCUACAACUCCAAAGGCAACCCCAGGUUCCGGGCGCAAAAGGAAAGCACCAACCGAGACGCCCGUAGUCCCUCCAAAACGCCAUCAAGUGGAGAUUCCUCAGCUGGCUCCGGCCGAGUUAUUGGCUGUCGACUAUCCUCAAGAUGAACACGCUCAGUAUGAAGCAGGCGCACGUGUAUAUGCUAUGUUUGAUGGCCUGUUCUAUCCUGCCAUUGUUGUCAGCCGUGACGGUUUGGGGCGAUACAAGGUUCAUUUUAUUGAAGACGAUCUAGUGAAAGAUGUACCGCCUGCAGGUGUUAUUCCGCUGCGAGCUCUUGAUCGAGAUAAAGAGUGUUACUAUUCGGAAUCGGCCGAUAAAGACCGACUAGCAGUGAAGGUUGUAAAAAGUCCUGACCAUACCAACGCGUCGGCUUGGUUUGAAGCUGAGUUUGAGUUGGAGCAGCUCAAUGAUGAUGGGGAGCCAUUGGGAAAGAAGUUCAAAGGGACUUGGACCACGCUUGCGUUGUCAAAGGAUGACUGGAGGGACUACAUCAACAGAAAAUCUCGAGAGGCCACGGACGUAAUUGCUGAUAAUAUCGAGAGUACGGAGGACAGGCAUUUGCGACGAUCUAAAGUAGCUACGCCCGUUCAAAAACCUACUCCCCGAUCAACCCCGAAAUCGUCAGCGAAAAAGUCAGAGACAUCACCUUCAUCACAGUCGAAAACUCCAGCAAAAGGUGGCCGACAAAAAAAGGGAGGUGCCGCAAAACAAACUAAAGCUGGUGCAGUUGAUGAAGAAGCAGAAGGUGCUGCCGAAGCUCAAAAUGAUCAAAUUUUCGCGGGAAUGUUGUUCAUUCUGACGUCGGCAAAUAGGCCAAACACUGACACUGGAUUCAAGAAAAAGUUCAUGACCGAUUUCAUCUCUUCUCAUGGAGGUCUGGUGGUCGAUGAUAUGAAGGAGGUCGAUGAGCAUCCAGAAAUGGAGAGGUUUCUGAUUUCGGACACACACUAUCGUACUCACAAGUAUUUGGCGGCUCUAGUUCGAGCUAUGCCAUGCGUAUCUCACGAGUGGAUAUAUAAGUGUUUGGAAGAGAAAAAACUCGUGGACUAUAAACCAUUUUUGUUACCAUCAGGCGUUUCCAUCCUCGACGAACAGGAAUAUCCUUUACCUACAAAACGCGGACUUCUGCUCCGAAAUAAACGAGUGAUGGUCCACUCAAACGUCACACCGCCAAGUAAAAAGUCGAUGUCCUUCGAACAGAUCUGGGUCCCUAUGGUACCUCACCUUGGAGGUGAAAUUGUUACUGACAUGCCCAAUGAAAAAGGAAAACUUGACAUACUCCUCACUGACCACUCAGCAACUGCUAGUCUUGUUGAGAAAGCACGAAAGAUUGGAUGUGCGGUUGUUUCAUCGGAGUGGUUGAUUCAGGGAAUCAUUAUGGAUCGCCUACCUGAUGUUAACGCCCAUCAGAAGUUCCUUCAUAACGGUGGUGUCUGCACGUAA